Messenger RNA from Octopus sinensis (East Asian common octopus), 450 nucleotides. RefSeq lists its product as uncharacterized. Lineage: Eukaryota; Metazoa; Mollusca; Cephalopoda; Octopoda; Octopodidae. The transcript has a single exon. The coding region runs from base 1 to 450 and encodes 149 amino acids. The record is from RefSeq and is a predicted model, not a curated record.
AUGCUUUUGAAUAAACUUCCGGGAGAAACAUUCACUUAUAACUCAAUUGACAGUAAUGUUGAUGAUCAGGAUAGUGUUAACUACGCCGUCGAAUUUUUGAAUUCACUAGAAUCACCAUGUACAGCUCUUCAUUGUCUUCAGCUGAAACAAGGAACUCCUAUUAUGCUAUUGCAUAAUUUGUCUCAACCAAAAUUAUGCAAUGGGUCAAGAUUAAUUGAGCACAAACUCAUGAGGAACUGCACUGAGGCAAAUAUUCUCACUGGUUGUGGUAAAGAUGAGACCGUCUUCACUCCUCGCAUACCAGUUAUACCAUCUAAUGUCCCAUUCCAAUUUAAGCGAUUACAGUUUCCUAUCCGUGUUUCUUUUGCCAUGGCCAUUAAUAAAAGUCAGAGCCAAACACUAAAACUUGCUGGAUUGCAACUUGAACAACCAUGCUUUUCACACGGUUAA